AUGGACAAAGGUCAGAAAAUAAAAGACAAACUUGCUGAAGAGAAUGGCCAAGAAGCUGGAAAAUACACUAGGAGGAAGCAGCUCCGCGAUGCGAAGCAGAAACUUGCAUGCAUAAAACAAAUUCCACUUAACAGUGGAAUGCACCUUGAGCUUGUCUCUUCAUUUCUCAAGUUGUGUCAUGUUUUCACACUGGAAGACGACCAAGACUUGGUAGAGCCUCUAGCUAAACCGGAGAGAUUUGUUCGCUACUGGAGAAGGCAAAGAAGACUCACAUAUCAUGUUCCUCUUGUCGCUAGUGAACCAGAAACUUUCGAAGAAAGGGAGGAUCAAGACUCACCUGCACUGAUGGCAGAAAUGAUAGUGAGAGAUGUGGCAAUCCCACAGACCACCAAUGUUAUCUCAAGUAAUACCGAGUGGAACGGAGGAGGAGCUAAACCGGUUGUACAGAAGACUGCUGGAGUGUUGGAAAUGGAUGUAGUGACAGCUCUGACUGCACAGAUUUCAGCAAUGCAAAAAAAGAUGAUUACUCAUUUCAGCAACAUGUCACUAGGACAUCAACAAGCUCAAGUUAAUAUGGUGCAGCAACCACAAGCUUGGUGUGAAGUAUGUGGAUGUGGAGAUCACAAUGCUGAGGUAUGUGGAGCAAACCCAGAAUCUGCUCAUUUUGUAGGUAAUGCCCAGCAAGGAGGAAAUCACCAAAACUAUGAAAAUACUUACAGCCCAAGUUGGCGGAAUCACCCAAACUUUUCAUGGGGUGGUAAUCAAAACCAACACCAAGGACAGAACCAGUACAGGCCACAAGGUAGUGGACAACAUUACAAUCAGCAAAGACAUGGAAACCAGCAAAGCCAUGGAAACCAACAAAGUCAUGGUAAUCAGCAAGCUGCCAAGCAAGGUGAUAUGAGUGUGGAGGACAUGCUGAAACAAAUCAUGGCUGACCAAGCUAAAUUGGCAGCUGAUGUCCGAAAUAAUCAACUGGCGAGUCAGAAUUUGGAGAAGCAAUUUAGGAAGUUUGCUAGUGCCCAAAAUUCUCGACCACAAGGGGGUUUGCUUGGAAAUACUGAUCCAAACCCUAAACAGGCAAAUGUUGUGAGUACUCAUAGUGGUCGUCCAUUGGAGGAGUUAACGCCUAAGGCAAAAGCUGCUGAAGAAAAAGGAAAACAAGUAGAUGAAGCAGAACCAAGUGAGCAAAGGGGUAUUCCUAAGUAUGCCAAAUAUGUGAAACAUGUGGUAGCCAACAAGAGUAGAUUGGCUGAGUAUGCAACAAUAGCACUCACAGAGGAGUGCAGUUCUAGGAUCCAGAAUAGGCACCCAACUAAGUUAAAAUAUCCAGGGAGUUUUACUGUUGAGAUAAAAAUUAGUAAGUGUAUUGAGGCAAGAGUGUUGUGCGAUUUGGGUGCAAGUAUCAACUUGAUGCCUACGUCCAUAUUUCUUAAGUUGGGACUAGGAAGGCCCAAGUCCACAACCAUUAUGUUGCAGUUAGCGGACCAUUCGAUAGAAAGGCCAGAUGACGUUAUUGAGGAUGUCUUGGUCCAAGUGGGAUCUCUGAUAUUCCCCGUAGACUUUGUCAUUUUGGAUUAUGAGCCUGAACCAGAGGUCCUAUUUAUUUUGGGAUGCCCAUUCCUGGCAACCGGAGGUACGUUAAUUGAUGUGGCGGUUGGGAGACUAACAAUGAGGGCUCAUGACAAGGUAGAGGUAUUUGAUGUGUAUAAGGCAAUGAAGUUGCCUGCAAUAUAUGAGGAGCUGUCAGCAAUUACAGUCAUUGACAAGGAAAUGACAGCUUAA
Solanum verrucosum is the source of this 1785-nucleotide messenger RNA. RefSeq lists its product as uncharacterized. NCBI's taxonomy places the organism in Eukaryota, Viridiplantae, Streptophyta, Magnoliopsida, Solanales, Solanaceae. The coding region runs from base 1 to 1785 and encodes 594 amino acids. The transcript has 4 exons. The record is from RefSeq and is a predicted model, not a curated record.